Molecule: messenger RNA, 1392 nt
Organism: Pediculus humanus corporis (human body louse)
Lineage: Eukaryota; Metazoa; Arthropoda; Insecta; Psocodea; Pediculidae
Product: galactosyltransferase, putative
Exons: 8
Coding region: 1-1392 (463 amino acids)
Cellular component (GO): membrane
Molecular function (GO): acetylglucosaminyltransferase activity
Source: RefSeq, a predicted model, not a curated record
AUGAAUAUUUUACAAGAAAAGUGUAUUUUACUUUUUAUUCCAAUUUUUUUUAAUUUUAUUUUUUCAGAAAGACUAGAGCACAAAAAUAUAAUUUACACUAUCAUUAGUCAAAACAAUUUUAGACAUGAAGAGAGGGCAUUAAAAUUAAAAUAUAAUAUUGAGAAGCAAACAAACUUUUCUAGUAAAGUUUAUUUAACUCAUAAAGAUUUUACACAUGUAGGAGCUUGGACUGUUUUACCAGUUUUACCCAUGCUGUGGAAAAAACAUAAACAGAAGUUUACAUGGGUAUUCUUUUGCACUGAUGAUACUAAAGUAGACACUGAAAAACUGAAAGAAAUAUUAGAAAAUGCAAAACCUAAUACUACAUUUAUCGGUCGUGGAUUACAUGACAAGGCACCCACAAUUAUACAUCACUUUUAUGCAUCUACAAAAUUUAAGUAUCCAUUACUACCUGCAGGUUUUGCAUUGCAUUAUAAUUUAGUCAGUUUAUUAUUAGAAACAAUUUUAAGUGAAGAAUUUAAGGGAAAUACAGAUUUUUCUAUUGAUGCUUCUUAUGAAUUAGCCAAGUUUAUAAAAGAUUAUGGAAAUGGUACAACUUUAACAUCAACUCCUUAUUUUUGUAUAAAUCAUAAAAAAUAUUGUGCUACUCACAUAAAAAAUAAUUUUAUUUGUGAUCAAAAACCAGUAGAUUUAGAAAAUAUAUAUUUCGCUGUAAAAACUUGUCAAAAAUAUCAUUUAGAUAGAAUUCCUGUCGUGAUGAAAACCUGGGCUCAAAGGCCUUACCACAUCACAUUUUACAGUGAUGUUUAUGAUAAAAGUAUUCCUACUGUACAACUUAAAGUUCCUAAUACUGAGCAAGGACAUUGUGGAAAAACUCAAGCCAUAAUAUCUGAAAUUAAAAAAAAAAUGGAGGUAAAUGAAUUGUUAGAAUGGGCUGUGAUCAGUGAUGAUGAUACACUAUUUAGUACUUACAGGUUACAAGAACUCUUGGGUUGUUACAAUAGUAAUGAACCUAUUGCAAUAGGUGAAAGAUAUGGAUACAAUGUUUUUUCAAACUAUGGAUAUAAUUACUUAACUGGAGGAAGUGGAGUUGUUUUAAGUAGACCAGCUAUAAUGAAAUUUUCAUCAAAUAAUUGUGAAUGUCCUUCUAAUUCAACACCUGAUGACAUGUUUUUAUUAGGCAUUUGUUUUCAGCAACUAAAUAUUACAAUUAUACACAUACCUUUGUUUCAUCAGGCAAGACCUAAUGAUUACAGUGAUGAAUAUUUAAUGAUUGGCCCACCGAUUUCUUUUCAUAAACACUGGAUGAUUGAUCCAAUUCAAGUUUACAAUGAAUGGUUUCAUUUGUCAGAUUUACUGUCAAAAAAAAAUAAUUAUCAUACUGAACUAUAG